Molecule: messenger RNA, 636 nt
Organism: Saccostrea cuccullata (small rock oyster)
Lineage: Eukaryota; Metazoa; Mollusca; Bivalvia; Ostreida; Ostreidae
Product: E3 ubiquitin-protein ligase rnf213-beta-like
Exons: 5
Coding region: 1-636 (211 amino acids)
Molecular function (GO): ubiquitin-protein transferase activity; ATP hydrolysis activity
Source: RefSeq, a predicted model, not a curated record
AUGAAAGACCUGAAGUCGUACUCAGAUUUAGCCUUAAUGUCUCUCCAUGCUGAAAGUGAGGACCGCUCCAUGCGCGUGACAAAUUUGCAUACAGUCACAAUGGCGUACUCCCCUUUGAUAUUUAAUUACAUGAAUAUUAAGGGGGAGAAAGAACUAAUUAGAAAAUGUUCAGAGGUUUGGGAGAGUCAAGAAAAAGAUCCAGAUCUUCCUAAGAAGCUGAGCAUCGCACAUCAGUUCUUAAACUGGUUCAAAACACUGAAAGAAACGCACGGGCACGUGGAACUGAAUUCAUUGAAGCAGGUUGAUCUGAUCAUAGAAAAAGGAGUGUUUUUUGUAGGAAAAACAAACUUUUUGUUUAGAGCAAACGAAAAGUAUUUCCAUAACCUACUUCGUACUGGAGAUGAGAAUAUUAUUGGAUUCAAAGUCACAGAUACAAUAAAGGAACUUUCUACUUCGUUAAGCAAAUGCAGACGGGUGGUUAUCCUUGAUGAUCCCCAUCUAGCGUCAAGAGUGAGAGGAAAAAUUGGAAGAGAGAACUGCUGUGUUACUUCUGCUUCCACCGAGAAACUUCAUUCAGCAGAUCUUAAGUACAGCUACAAUGGAAAUUGCAAAGGUAUAAAUUCGUACGAUAUAUAA